AUGGAUUUUUUAAAAGCAGAAAUCGAAAAGAAACGUAAACUACUCGAAUCUGUAAAAUCUGAGGAUCAAGGAUCAAAAAAGAGGAAAUAUAUUCGUCGUUCGGAUCUAGAAAAGAAAAGAGAACAACAAUAUUUAUCUGAUCAAGCCGAACUAGAAAGAAAACGUGAGGAAAAACACCGAGAAAAAAAUAAAACGCUUUUACUACUUGCCGAACAAGAAAAAGCUGAAAAGUCGGCUUCAGAUAGCGAAGUUCAAAAAGAAGAGGAUGAUGGAAGCGAUACUUUUAAUAUUUCACCAGAUGAAGUAGUUCGUCGUUUAAGAGCGAAAGGUCAGCCAAUUCGCCUUUUUGGUGAAUCUGAUAAAGAUCGUAAAACACGUUUACGUGCUAUUGAACUUAUUGAGGAGCGAACCGAGGGACAACGUAAUGAUUUUAUGAGAACUUUGGAAGAAAUGGACACUAAUUUAGAUUUAGAAGCUUUAAAAAAACAACAAGACGUAGCAGAAAGUCGAACUUCAAAGAAAAAGAAACCAACGGAGGAUUCUGCUUUGGAUAAUACUCCAAUUAGCAUUGAACUCUUAGAAAAAGAUCCGGACAAACUCUAUAUUCUUAUUUAUACCUUUUUAAAGCGUUUAAUUCGUGAAUGGGAACAAGAAAUGAAUAAUCGUCCAGAUCAUGUUAAAAGGAGUAUGCAAGGCAAACUUGCUGCUGCCACACAAAAACAAACAGAUGAAUACAUGCAACCUUUUUUCAGAACUCUCAAGAAGAAGGUUGCUCACGUGCUUAACGAUGAGUCAACGCGUAAGUGGAUUCAAUCAAUUAAGAGAUUGAUGACAUUUUGCCAGUCAAAAUAUCCACCGGAAGAUAAUUCACAGCUCAUGGGGUGA
Molecule: messenger RNA, 885 nt
Organism: Funneliformis mosseae
Lineage: Eukaryota; Fungi; Glomeromycota; Glomeromycetes; Glomerales; Glomeraceae
Source: the annotation of a GenBank genome assembly